AUGAAGAAGACUACGCCAUCUUCUACCCUCGAGGUGCCCACCGAGGAAAUACAGCCCCCCAUUGUCAAUAAUAUAUACGACCGGACCCAUACCCUUAUUGUCCGAGUCUUCCGCCGACUCGUUUAUCGCCAGAGGGACGGCGCAACGUCACCGCAUGGCCGACAUAUCCCACUGCGCCCGGGCCCGUCACAUGUAACAACUGACCAUGCAUAUGUUUCCAACAGCAUCAGAUCCUCGCGAUAUACAAUAUGGGAUUUUUUACCAAAGCAGUUUUUCUUCCAGGCUACGCGCCUAAACAACAUGUUCUUUAUCGCCAUAGGCAUCCCCCAGGCUAUCCCCGGUAUCAGCACCACGGGGAGCUACACUACUAUCUUGCCUCUGUUGUUUUUCAUCUGUCUAACUAUCGCAAAAGAGGGCUUCGAUGACUAUCGACGCCAUCGUUUGGAUAAAGUAGAGAAUGCCAACUUGGCGUAUGUACUUCGGCCAAAGGGGCAGACAGCAGCAGCGGCGGCAGCAAUUGCUGCCGGGCUAGUCCAGUCCCUUUGCAAGGUGGUCACAGAAAGUCCAUUAUUCCCCCAAUUUCUUCAAUCGAAUCAAAAAAGUCGGAGCGAUUUCUUACCACUUGAAGAGGACACGGAUGACAUGUAUGAAUGGACGGCGGUAAAGUGGCGCGAUAUCAAGGUUGGCGACAUCGUCCGUCUGAAACGUGAUGAUCCGGCGCCAGCAGACAUUGUACUCUUGUACGCGAGCAAUGAGAAUGGCGUGGCAUAUAUCGAGACCAUGGCUCUGGACGGAGAGACAAAUCUCAAGAUCAGACAGGCCCUGCAUGAUUUUGAGCAUUGCAGCUCAAUCCAGGGCAUCAAGAGCACUACUGCCAACUUCUCUGUUGAAGACCCUAAUAUGGAUUUGUACGAUUUCAAUGGCCGCGUUGUCAUUUCCGACGACAAGACUCUCCCCCUCACACUCGAUCAUGUCAUCUUUCGGGGCUCAGUGCUUCGAAAUACCACGUUCGCGACUGGCAUGGUGAUAAAUACUGGCGAAGAGUGCAAGAUCCGCAUGAAUGCUAGUCACCAUCCAAAGGCUAAAAAGCCACGCUUAGAGCGUACUUCAAACCAUAUCGUUCUUACUCUCAUCCUCUACGUCGUCUUGCUCUCCGUUGGCUGUUCCAUGGGGUACCUAAUGUGGCAUCGGCGGCAGGAAGUUCAAGCCUGGUAUCUGAUUAGCGCAAGCUAUAACGCUUCCAUCAGUUUCCGGGACAUUGUCAUUGGGUUUUUGAUCAUGUUUAACAACGUCAUUCCAUUGGCAAUGUACAUUUCUCUCGAAGUCGUCAAGGUCGGCCAAAUGUUAUUGGUACAAAGCGAUGUCGGAAUGUACGAUCCUGAAUCCGACAGACACAUGACAUGCAACACAAACACCAUCCUCGAGAAUCUGGGCCAAGUGAGCCAUAUAUUCAGCGACAAGACUGGAACUCUGACGGAAAAUGUCAUGAAUUUUCGCAAGAUGAGUAUUGCGGGCUUGACUUUUUCACACCACCACCAGCAGCAGCCUUCUCAAUCUGAUAACGGAAAAAAUGCUGCUUGCGAUGAUCAAGAUACAACUCCAGAAGAGCGCGAUUUCACAAGUUCUCAACUUACAGAUCACAUACGUCUAUACCCCGACCUGCCUUUUUCGAAACGGGCACGGGACUUUAUUCUUGGAAUGGCAUUGUGUCAUACAGCACUCCCGCAAACAGAUGCUGCAGGCCACAGCGAUUUUGAAUCACCUUCGCCCGACGAAGUAGCUCUUGUGCGAGCCGCACAUGAGCUUGGAUACACCCUCAUAUCAAGAUCAUCACGGACCAUCACACUACGGCUGACGGAUAGGAACGCCGACAGCCAAGAAAGGGAAGAAGAUGAAAAGGAAGAGGACCAACAAUACGAAAUUCUAGACAUAAUUCCUUUCACCAGCAAGCGGAAGCGCAUGUCUAUUAUCCUGCGCUGUCCAGACGGCAAGAUCUGGCUGAUCUGUAAAGGUGCGGAUUCAGUGAUUGUGCCUCGUCUAGAACAAUCUUCGCUCGCGAUGCGGAAAUCACUGGAUGUCCGUCAGAGCAGGCAGUAUGAGCGCGACGAGCUAUGGGAGAGUCAGCAGGUCCGAGCGGAUUUCAAACGUGAUUACGAUAAUAAUGGAGCGAGUCUGCCGUCGAGCCAGCAGGGCUUGGUGAAUGAGCAUACUUCUCGACCGAUUCCGUUGGAGGAUAUCGAGUUCCGAUUCUCGGUCGAUGCGAUGACAAAUGACAGCAUAGACGCGGAUAUACACAACGGAGUCGAAUUGAUGGACGAAUCAGCCAUCUUCAGUCGAUGCUUCGGACAUAUGGAUGACUUUGCCACCGAGGGUCUACGAACGCUGCUCUAUGCGCACAGGACAAUAUCGGAUUCCGACUUCCUUGCCUGGAAGCAGCAUUACUCGGAAGCGACAACAUCACUAACUAACCGAAAGGAUAUGAUCGACGCGGCCGGUGACAUGAUUGAGACAAAUCUCGAAUUACUCGGAGCGUCGGCCAUCGAGGACAAGCUUCAAAGAGGUGUACCGGAGACGAUUGACAAGCUCCAACGAGCGCAAAUAAAAAUCUGGAUGUUGACGGGCGAUAAACGUGAGACGGCUAUUAAUAUCGCUUAUGCUGCGGGCAUCUGCAAGCCGCUAUCGGAGCUUUUCGUCCUAGAUGUAUCCAAGCCAGAAUGCAUCGCGGACCAGAUGCAGGAUUUGAUGUACUCAAUCCCGCUUGACCCCAACCGCCAUCACGUCACAGCCAUUGAUGGGAACACGCUAGGUGUGAUUGAGAAGGACGCCGUUCUGUGCAAGAAAUUCUACCAGCUGAUCUCCCAAGUGGACUCUGUUAUUUGCUGCCGCGCCAGCCCAGCUCAAAAGGCCGGCAUUAUUCGGGGUGUUCGCUCUUCCCUCCCAAAAGCUCUAACGCUGGCGAUUGGAGACGGCGGGAAUGAUAUUGCCAUGAUCCAAGACUCGCACGUGGGGGUCGGUAUUUCUGGGAAAGAAGGACUACAAGCAGCACGCGUUGCAGACUAUAGCAUUGCCCAAUUCCGCUUCUUGCAGCGAUUACUCCUGGUACAUGGCCGCUGGAACUAUAUCCGCACUGCCAAGUUUAUCCUGUGGACUUUUUUUAAGGAGUUUUUCUUUUAUAUGAUGCAAGCCCUCUAUCAGCGCUACGAUGGCUAUACUGGUUCCAGCUUGUACGAAAAUUGGUCACUGACGGUGCUCAACACGCUCUUCACAUCCCUGUGCGUCAUUGUACCUGGUAUAUUCGAGCAGGAUUUGGAGGCAGCCACCUUACUGGCCGUCCCGGAGCUGUACACAUAUGGCAUCAGAAACAAGGCCUUGAAUCUAUACAUCUAUAUCUGGUGGAUGGCUCUUGCGGCUGCGGAAGGGCUUGCGGUCUGGUUCAUCGUGUGGGCUGCAUGGGGCCAUCACAUGGGCGACAAUGGUGCAUUUGCACUGGGAAACUUGUGCUUCAGUCUCGGUAUCGCGUGGCAGAACAUCAAGCUUCUGUUGCUGGAAACACACCGCAAGACAGUCAUAGUCUAUGCGUCUUUUUUCAUCACAUUUGCGGGCUGGUGGGCCUGGAAUGCGUUUUUAUCUGGCAUUUACUCGUCGAACCUUACCCCCUUUGACGUGAAGGAUGGAUUUGCGCAUGGCUUUGGUACUGAUUUGGCCUGGUGGGCGACCUUUGUUUUGGUUCUUACAGCUUUGAUAGUUGUUGAAGUCUCGUACAAAGCCGGUCUUCGAUGCCUACGCCAGUACCUAGCGAAUAAUAAUGGAUUUCGUCGUGGCGGUCAGGGCUUGGUUACGAAAAUGAAAAAAUCGGGCAAGAAUAAGUUUUGGGAGCUGGACUCUCCGAUUACAACUAUAUUAUGGGAUAAGGUGCGGUGUGGAAUAUUAGUCGAAUCGAACUUGGAUAUAGGCAUGUGGCAAGAAGCCGAGGCCGACGAGGCAGUUAUGGCGAAGCUGCAGGCUGUGGCAGAUAGAACAAGUUAA
This is a messenger RNA of Talaromyces rugulosus, 4026 nucleotides long. RefSeq lists its product as uncharacterized. Gene Ontology annotation, biological process: phospholipid translocation; post-Golgi vesicle-mediated transport; endocytic recycling. Gene Ontology annotation, cellular component: plasma membrane. Bases 1 to 4026 code for a protein of 1341 amino acids. Lineage: Eukaryota; Fungi; Ascomycota; Eurotiomycetes; Eurotiales; Trichocomaceae. The transcript has a single exon. The record is from RefSeq and is a predicted model, not a curated record. Gene Ontology annotation, molecular function: magnesium ion binding; ATP binding; ATP hydrolysis activity.